Aspergillus piperis CBS 112811 is the source of this 1950-nucleotide messenger RNA. RefSeq names its product CAIB/BAIF family enzyme. Lineage: Eukaryota; Fungi; Ascomycota; Eurotiomycetes; Eurotiales; Aspergillaceae. The coding region runs from base 174 to 1892 and encodes 572 amino acids. The transcript has 5 exons. The record is from RefSeq and is a predicted model, not a curated record. Gene Ontology annotation, molecular function: catalytic activity.
GCGCGUUCACAGCUGUGCAGUUACUCACAGCCGUGUGUUCACCACUGCACCUUCACCCGACGGACCAAACGUCGGAAUAUUCCCGGCACAAUAUUCACUGCCUUUGAAUUGAGGAAGAAUCGUUGUCGCACACACAUCUACUCACGAAGCUCCACCUAGUACUGACUGACAUCAUGGCGGGAUCUUCCGCGGUGGACUAUUCACCAGUUCGCGAAGCUGGGCGCAUCUUUUCUUUUCUCUGUGAUCAAGCUGAGCAGCUUGAUUUACCUAAAGAAGUGACUGAGGGCAAGGAUGCCGUUUCUUUCUCUUCAACACAUGACGAAGUUUACUUUCCAAUUCCUUUUAAGGAAACCGAGACGCUUGCUGCCCUUAAGGGUGUUGAGGGUUCCGUAGCCGGUGCUAUUGCAGACCUCCGCUAUGGACCUUCUGAACACAAGCGCAAUGUCAGCAUAAGUCUUGAACGGGCGACUGCGUUCGGCUGCCAGGCUUAUAUGGCUAAGGUCGACGGGCUGUCCAAGUUGGACCCCGAGGUGAAGAAGAAGCUCAAGGAUACCGACUUGCUUGCAGCCCAAUCCAAUGGCUACCGCCGGAUGUCGGCGAACCUCUACAAGACCAAGAACGACAACGAGUACUUCCACAUCCACGGCUCGUUGGAGGCCACCACAACGCUCAACAUGAUUGGCCUGGAAGGGCAGCGUCCCGACCUGACAGACUACGAGGAGAUCAUCAAGGUCAUUGAGAGCCACGUGCAAAAGUACAGCGCCGCAGAGCUGGAAGAGAUGAACAGAGAAAGACGACAGGCGGGUGUGACCGCAUUCAAAUAUGAGGAUUUCAAGAAGACCCCGCAUGGAGCACUCAACGUCCAACAGCCUCCGUGGAAAGUCAGCCGUCUGAAUGGAGACUUGCCGCCGACCCCAUUCCCAGCCAGCCGCAACGGCAGCAAGAGAGUCCUCGAAGGUGUCAAGGUUCUGGAGCUAUGCCGCAUCAUUGCCGGCCCUACUGUUGCACGUAUCCUAGCCGAAUACGGUGCGGACGUGCUAAAGAUCACCAGCCCCAACCUCUCCGAUGUCCCUUUCUUCCAAGUUGACGGCAACAUGGGCAAGCACGCCGCCGACCUGGACCUCAAGAGCGAAGCAGGUCGCCGCCAGUUCGAGCAGCUCGUGGCUGAUGCCGACGUUGUUGUGGACGGGUACCGCCCUGGUGCGCUUGAGAAGCUGGGCUAUGGCCCCAAUGCUCUUGCUGCUUUAGCUGAGAAGCGCGGCAAGGGCAUUGUGUACGUCAACGAAAAUUGUUUCGGUUAUGAAGGAGAGUGGGCCGGCCGUCCUGGCUGGCAGCAGAUCGCCGAUUGCGUCACCGGUAUCGCCUGGGCUCAAGGUCAAUUCAUGGGCCUCUCCAGCCCUGUCGUCCCCCCCUUCCCCAUCUCCGACUACGGCACCGGCUGCAUGGGCGCCAUUGCCGCCCUGACUGGUCUCUACAACCGCGCCAAAUACGGCGGUUCGUACCACGGCAAAGCGUCUCUCAUGCACUACGACCUGCUUCUCUUUGCCGUAGGCCAAUACUCAGAGGCCAUGCAAGAGAAGAUGCGCGCCGCGCAGCCCGCAGAGUUCUUCAAGCUUCGUCAUUGUGACAGCGUUGAUCGCAUCUCAUCGACCGUUCUUAAGAUAAUGCAGGCACGUUUCCCUCACCUCUACCGUGCUCCUGAGGAGGCUGGCGCCGAGGCCCUUACGGAGAAAUGGUUCUCUAAGGCGUACAAUGCGGACAUUGAGAUCGUUCGCCCGAUUGCAGAGAUCGAGGGUGUCGAUAACUCGUUUGUUCGGUCCAGUCGCCCCAACGGUACUGAUGCAGCGAAUUGGGAGGACUUUGAGAAGGAUGUUGAUAGCCGGAAGGCGUAGACCUACAUACAUAGGACCAUUUAUGACAAAUAUUACCAGUAAUGAACAUCACCACAAA